Molecule: messenger RNA, 968 nt
Organism: Mangifera indica (mango)
Lineage: Eukaryota; Viridiplantae; Streptophyta; Magnoliopsida; Sapindales; Anacardiaceae
Product: ras-related protein Rab2BV-like
Exons: 2
Coding region: 21-674 (217 amino acids)
Cellular component (GO): endosome
Molecular function (GO): GTP binding; GTPase activity
Source: RefSeq, a predicted model, not a curated record
GAUAGAAAGAACGAAUAAAAAUGGCUUACAAGGUUGAUCACGAGUACGAUUACCUCUUCAAGAUUGUAUUGAUUGGAGAUUCUGGUGUGGGAAAAUCCAAUAUUCUUUCCAGGUUUACAAGAAAUGAGUUCUGCUUGGAGUCUAAGUCCACCAUUGGCGUUGAAUUUGCAACCAGGACUCUUAAGGUAGAGGGAAAGACUGUAAAGGCACAGAUAUGGGACACAGCUGGUCAAGAGCGGUAUAGAGCCAUCACUAGUGCUUACUAUAGAGGAGCCGUUGGUGCCCUAUUGGUUUACGACAUAACCAAGAGGCAAACCUUUGACAAUGUCCAAAGGUGGCUCCGUGAGCUGAGGGACCACGCUGACUCCAACAUUGUCAUUAUGUUGGCUGGGAACAAGUCUGACCUUAAUCAUCUGCGAGCAGUUCCCGCUGCAGAUUCUCAAGUGCUGGCCGAAAAAGAAGGCAUAUCAUUCCUGGAGACUUCAGCAUUGGAAGCUCUCAAUGUUGAGAAGGCAUUUCAAACAGUUUUGUUGGAUAUCUACCACAUUAUCAGCAAGAAGGCACUGGCGGCACAGGAGGCAGCUUCCACAACUGGAGUUCCUCAAGGCACCACCAUUAAUGUUGCAAAUCUAUCUGGUAAUGCCAGCAAGAGACCUUGUUGCUCAAGUCAGUAAGAUAAAAUGUAUUCUUCUGCAUAAGCAGGAGAAGACAUUGACAAUUUUGUUCAAUCAGGUCAUAUAUGAAGAAUUCUUUUCUUUUGUCACAUACAUUUUUUUUUAUUUGACAUUGACGCACAGAGAAAUAUCGGUGGGAAAUUGUUGUUUGUUACCAUUUGUGAGGAUGCAAGGAUGAAAAAGAAAUUGUAAGCAAGCGUUAUUCGUCAUUUUUAGUACUAAAUUAUCUUCUUUUGAGCCCGUUUAUUCUGAUUCUUACAAAUGUGCAAUAAAAUCUUUUCUUUCAUUGUUCAA